AUGCCCUAUGUUCCCAACAAGGCCUACGUCGUCGGUGUCGGCCUCACCAAGUUCGACAAGCCGCGCGGCGAGCGCGACUAUCCCGAGCUCGGCCUCGAGGCCACCGUCAAGGCGCUCAUCGAUGCCGGCCUGACGUACGACGACGUCGAGACGGCCUCCGUCGGCUACUGCUACGGCGACUCGACGUGCGGUCAGCGCGCUCUCUACCAGCUCGGCAUGACGGGCAUUCCCAUCAUCAACGUCAACAACAACUGCUCCACCGGCUCGUCGGCCUUUGUGCUCGCCGUCAACAGCAUCCAGGCGGGGCAGGCCGACUGCGCGCUGGCGCUCGGCUUCGAGAAGAUGGCGCCCGGCUCGCUCGGCUCGGCGUGGAACGACCGUGCGCCGCCGAUGGAGGGCACCAUGUCGCAGCUCUUCGAGAUCGAGGGCGAGAAGGAGUACGAGACCGACGACUUUGGGCCCUUUGCCGCGCGCAUCUUCGGCGCCGCGGGGCAGGAGUACUGCGAGAAGUACGGCGCCACCUGGGACCACAUCGCCGCCAUUGCCAGCAAGAAUCACAAGCACAGCGUCAAGAACCCGUACGCGCAGUUCCGCGUGGCGCCGAGCCCGCAGGACGUGAGCAAGGCGCGCAAGAUUACGCGCGAGGUGACGCUGCCCAUGUGCAGUCCCACGAGCGACGGCGGCGCGGCGGCCAUCGUCGUGUCGGAGGACUUUGUCAAGAAGCACAACCUGCAGGACCGCGCCAUUGAGGUCGCAGGCAUGGGCGUCGCCACCGACUCGCCGCGCCUCUACAACGACCGCUCGCGCAUCGAGCUGGCGGGCGCCGACAUGAGCCGCCGCGCGGCGGCCAUCGCCUACAAGCAGGCCGGCGUGGGCCCCAAGGACAUCCAGGUGCUCGAGCUGCACGACUGCUUCGCGCCGAACGAGCUGGUGACGUACCCGGCUCUGGGCCUCUGCGCCGAGGGUGAGGCGCACAAGCUCGUCGAGUCGGGCGACAACACGUACGGCGGCAAGUGGGUGGUGAACCCCUCGGGCGGCCUCGAGUCCAAGGGCCACCCGCUCGGCGCGACGGGCCUCGGCAUGGUGGCGUACAUGUCGCUGCAGCUCCGUGGCGAGGCGGGCCAGCUGCAGGUGCCCAACGUCAAGGCGGCACUGACGCACAACAUCGGCCUGGGCGGCUCGUGCGUCGUGACGGUGCUGCGCAAGGCGCCGUUCUACAAGGAGGGCGGCCACAACCGCAGCCGCUUCGGCUACGACUUUGCCGACGAGUGCCGCCGCAUGACCGACGCCGAGCUGGCAAAGGUGCGGAGCAAGCAGACGAGCGACUAUGUGCCGCCGAGCAUCCCGGAGCCGCAGGUGACCAAGUGAGGCGCCCGGCCAUGACGUCUUGUCUGUGUGCCCCUCUCUCCCUCUCGCAAUGCGAUGCGUCGUUCCUUG
This is a messenger RNA of Tilletiopsis washingtonensis, 1437 nucleotides long. RefSeq names its product putative sterol carrier protein. Lineage: Eukaryota; Fungi; Basidiomycota; Exobasidiomycetes; Entylomatales. Gene Ontology annotation, molecular function: acyltransferase activity, transferring groups other than amino-acyl groups. The record is from RefSeq and is a predicted model, not a curated record. The transcript has 4 exons. The coding region runs from base 1 to 1368 and encodes 455 amino acids.